UUCGCGGACCAGUCAGUUUGGAUUUAUCCAUCUCGGAAUUCGGAAGUGUGUUCGAAGCUCGUGUGGGGCCGUGCCGUGCGCCGUGUUCAGUAGAAAUUUUCGCGUUCGUGAUUUUUGGGUGAAAAAUUUUCCUUUUCGAAUCCGGAUCUUGGCGAGCGAGAGACCCUGAACUUCCUCACCCUUUCCCCUCCCGGCCACGCGAAGACCAUCCCCACACACACACACACACCCAUCAGGAAUCACCGUUGAAGCCGAAAAAAUGGCAGCCGCUCUGAACCUGUGCAAAGCGCCCGAGUCGUACGACAGCUACAGCUUCGACCUGCCGGAUAAGUUCAAACUGCAGGCCCAGGACGAACUGCGCGAGGAGGACGACAUCCGCGAGAACGCCCUGAAGCAGUUCCGCGAGUGGAUCGCCAAGCAUCCGCUCAUCAAGAAAUGCCGCACGGACGCUCCGUUUCUGCUGCGCUUCCUGCGCACGAAGAAAUUCUCCAUCCCGGCGGCCACGGAAAUGCUAGAGAAGUAUCUGUCCAUCCGGCAGAUCUACCCGAACUGGUUCCACAAGCUGGACGUCAACGAUCCCGAGCUGGAAGCGAUCAUCGACACCGGCUAUCUGUUUGCUCUGCCGGAACGUGACGAGAAGGGCCGCAAGAUCGUGUUCUCCAACGCCGGCAAGUACGACACGAAUCGCUUCACGGCUGCCCAGCUGAUCCGCGUCCACUCGAUGGUUUGCGAGGCCCUGCUGGACGAGGAAGAGUCUCAGAUCGCCGGCUACGUGCACGUCAUCGAUGACUCCGACCUGUCGAUGGGCUUCCUCGGCAUCUGGUCCUUCACGGACAUCAAGAACCUGGCGCACUGCGUCCAGAACUCGCUGCCAAUGCGCCAGAAGGAGAACCACUUUGUCAACCUGCCUUCGUUCGCCAACAAACUGUCCGAUUUCAUUCUGUCCGUGCUGAGCGAUAAGCUCAAGAACCGUGUCUUUGUGCACAAGAGCAUGGAAGAGCUCAAGGCCAAGGUCAACCCGAAGUAUCUGCCCAAAGAGUACGGUGGCACCGUCCCCAUGGACGAAUGUAUCGCCCAGUUCAAGGCUGUGCUGAAGAGCAAACGUGAACAGCUGGUUGCCCUGGACGAAAUGCAGAUCGAGAUCAGCAAGAACUCCGCCUUUUGGGCCAACACUACCGACGCCGACAUCGCCGCCGGAGUGAUCGGAAGCUUCCGGAAACUGGAAGUUGACUAAAGUAACCUACCCGCAGCACCACCUCCCUCCUGCUCCCUAGUGACUUAUCUUACUUACUGUAAUUUUAACGCAUAACUUAAUCUUUUACUUAGGCAAUCAAACAUAAUCGUUUUACUCUCAAUCUAGAAAACAGUUUAGCCACGAAAGAGCUGAAAAAAACUCUUUCCCCAAACAGGUGGAAUACAGUUACCAAAACUUUAUAAUCACUCCAUUAUUAUUAUAAUCAUACGAUAUAAAAAAGUUUGGAUACACUGAGGCUGAAAUCACACGCAAUGGUACUAUUUAAAUGACAACAAAUAAAAAAAUCCUAAAGAAAAUUCCACUGACGUUGAUGGUUUUUGAAACCAUCUUACACAAAUCAAAAUAUAUAUGACAUUCUCCUAAGUAUAUUCAAUGAGUCCCUUGGCGCACUUGUAGCUGCACUCGAAGCUGUAACACAUCAAAACCUAGUUUAAUCCAUUCCCAGUGAAUAUUUUAAAUAAAAUGUUUCGGAAAACACAA
Messenger RNA from Culex pipiens pallens (northern house mosquito), 1735 nucleotides. RefSeq names its product clavesin-1-like. The transcript has 2 exons. Gene Ontology annotation, molecular function: phosphatidylinositol bisphosphate binding. The record is from RefSeq and is a predicted model, not a curated record. Gene Ontology annotation, cellular component: membrane. The coding region runs from base 260 to 1234 and encodes 324 amino acids. NCBI's taxonomy places the organism in Eukaryota, Metazoa, Arthropoda, Insecta, Diptera, Culicidae.